This is a messenger RNA of Epinephelus fuscoguttatus (brown-marbled grouper), 5996 nucleotides long. RefSeq names its product nectin cell adhesion molecule 3b (gene nectin3b). The record is from RefSeq and is a predicted model, not a curated record. Gene Ontology annotation, cellular component: apical junction complex; adherens junction. The transcript is spliced from 6 exons. Gene Ontology annotation, biological process: heterophilic cell-cell adhesion; homophilic cell-cell adhesion. Lineage: Eukaryota; Metazoa; Chordata; Actinopteri; Perciformes; Serranidae. Bases 75 to 1739 code for a protein of 554 amino acids.
UUCAGCACAUACCGUUAAAUUGGCAUGCAGCCUACGCUUGGGUCCUGUGGCAGGAGACUGCGCCGCUUUUGAAAAUGUUACCGUCUUAUCAGCGGAGUUACCUCGGGCAGCAGGGCAGGGUCGCCUUAUUUCAUCUUUUGUGCAGUAUUACAGGUGUGUGGGGCAGUCAGGUGGUGGUGCCUCAGAGGGUGAAUGCUGUGCUCGGGAAGAAUGUGACAUUAGAGUGCCGGGUAGAGGUGGGCGCGAACCUUACUCUCACUCAGAGUUCCUGGGAGCGCCGUCUGCCUUCAGGCUCUGUCACAGUUGCUGUCUACAACCCACGGUAUGGCAUCUCUAUCCCUCCAGAGUUUAUCCAUCGCUUGUAUUUUCGCUCGCCCUCCUCGUAUGAUGCCACCAUUGUCCUGGAAAAUGUGGGCUUUGCUGACGUCGGGAUCUACACCUGUAAGGUUGCCACGUUUCCGUUAGGAAACACUCAAGCCUCCACUACUGUCAAUGUACUCGUGGAGCCAAAAGUCUACGUGUCUGCAGGUUCAUCUGCCCUGAUCGAUGGGGGCAAUGAUACUGUGGUGGCCACCUGUAUCGCUGAGCGGGCCCGGCCCCCUGCUGAGGUGUCCUGGGAGUCCAACCUUUUUGGCCAGUCAGAAGUGCAGCUUUUUGAUGAAGCAAACGGCACGACCAGCACUCAAGUGAGCUACCUCUGGCAGCCUACACGUCACAUCCAGGGCCACGCACUCACCUGUGUGGUCCGCCACCCGGCUCUGCAGAGUGACUUCAGGAUCCCCUACCAGCUCAAUGUGCAGUUUGCUCCUGAUAUCUCUGUUGUGGGCUAUGAUGGAGACUGGUAUGUGGGUCGGGAAAAUGUUCAAAUGACAUGCAAAGCUAAUGCAAACCCACCAGCUAAUCACUUCAGAUGGAUCAGGUUGGACAGUGAAAUGCCAGAAGGAGUGGAAAUAAUAAACAGCACUUUGCUCUUCCUGCGUCCCCUCCAGCGGAAUGACUCUGGAGUUUACAGGUGUGAGGUUGCCAAUGACAUCAACCUCCGCAGUCGGGAUGUGCGCAUUCUAAUACAAGAUCCUCCCACCAUGCCUUCCACCAUUACUGCUCCUGUCCUAACUGGCUCUGCCUCCUCCACCUUAGUGGAUGAUAAGGGGCAUGUUCUUCUGAGCUCCCCAACACUUGAAGCCCUACCUGAAAGUAAUCUUGGUUCCAUAGUGGGUGGGGCUGUGGGCGGGGCCUUGUUCCUGCUGCUGCUGCUUUCUCUGGUUGGUGUGUGUUACCUACGGAAACAGCAGACCUUCCACGGGAAUUACUACACCAAGCAGUACCUGGGCCCCAAUGACCUCCAGAAAGCCCCCACACAGCACGAGCUCCACCCAACCAAAGCUGGCGGCUCCCAACAUCAGGACCACGACCGGGAGGAGUGGGGCGACCGCCAGCUCAAACAGGAGCGUGAACGUCGUCACCAUAGCAACUACAACGGGGAGGAGUAUCCCUCUAAUGGCUACACCAGGGCAAUGAGGGAAAGCAGUCAACACAGCCAGCAGCAAAAUCACCACCGUGAACACGCACAGUAUUCUAGUCCACGGCAGGCCAGAUGUGCCAGAUACCCUCACUCACCUAAACUACAAGGAAACGGCUCCCCCUACCUGUCAGAUGACUGCUACGAUAGCGGGCCUGAGGGUGACUAUGUCUCUCACACAGACGGGUCUGUUAUCUCACGCAGGGAGUGGUACGUUUGACAAGCUACCUGGUUCUGCAGGAGCAGAGAUCUGACAGAAAUCACAAGGUUUCAUUUAUCAGAUUAGGGAAAAAACAUAUUAUUUCUCAUAUUAUUUCACACAUGCACACAUCUACUAAUCUCAAUUCUGUAGUUCCCUGUUUUGUUCAAGUGUCCUGGUUGACACUUGAGAUAUAAUAUUUCUGUUCAUGAUGUGAACAGACUGCACAGCCACUGUGACAGUCAAAAUAUACAUGCCUACAGAAGUUGGCAUGUCAUUAGUUUGUGUGUGUAGAGACUAACUAAAGAUCAUGAUGUAUGUGCUGGCUCUGCCUUACUACAUGGACUGCCAAUUUAUUUAGCAUUACUAAUAUCUUUUAGUUGAUUGGAAGCCCUGGGGGCUUGGGGGUUUUUUUUGUUUGUUUGUUUCUACAAUAUAAGCCUUCUCAGGCAACGAGACACUUACUCAGUUGUAUUUGUAUGUGUUGAUAUUGCUUACAGACGUUUGAUUAAAAGACCUCUGACCUCUGAAUCUGAUGGUUGAUAUUCAAAAAUGGUAUAGAACCCAUGACUGGGAGUAAAUCCAUGAAACUCAGAGUCACAGGUCCUUUUUCCAAACCUCAGUAGGACACAGCAGAGGCAUAUAGGCUAAUUUAAAAGAGGAUUUAUCCCACUGAGAAAUCAGAAUUGAUGAUCUUUCUACUCAGAUUCAUGGUCAUAAAACGUAUUGCACUGCCUUUUGCAAAGCUGUAUAAUGGACAACCACAUCAUUUGUUUUCUACUAAAAUGUCUACUCUUUAUGUAACAUGAUGGGAGACUUGAGGACUUGACCACUGGCGUCUUAGCAAUGUCCUUUAAAAACAAUGGCCUGGAGUGGGAACCUUAAGAGCAUUUCUACUGUAUGUCCACAGCUCGUCGUCUCUUAUCCCCAGGAGGGAGAGAUGGAGGGAGGGCAAGCAGGGAUUUCUGCAUGAAUGAAGCACAGUCCACUGUAACAACAGACUGUGUUAACCAGACAGUCAAGCCUUGAUAUGCAAAUUUGCUACAUCAUUCUGCAAGUUUAGAUAAGCUGGAAUAGCAUUUCUUCUGUUUAACAUUUGAUUUGUGUGAUUUCUUGAUUUUUUAUUUUUUCAGGUUAGUUAUCUACUUCAGUAAGCCACAAACACAUUCCCCUGUUAUCUACCAGAUGGUCAUGGAUGUGUUUGAGAGUUUGCACUCUGGCACCAACCCAGACCUCUUGGAAACUCAAGAGUGCUAUCAGCAGGGGCAUUGUUGAAAGCAGGCUACAGUAUGGCAGCCACCAUACGCUGGCCUCCCAGUCACAAAGUAUUUUGUUACACAAAGAAGUCAUUCAAGAGUGCAGCCGGUACGCCCAACCACAAAUAACCACAGAUGAACUAAUUUCACGACUCUGAGUAAUCUGUAGAAAAAGACAUGACUGUGUCACAAUCUGAGGCAUUAAUAGGCUUAUUGUUGCUUAUCCGUGUGUGUAGCUGUACGUUCUAAUAAUUUUCACCUUUUUGUUUUGUUUUAUUUAGGAUUUAUUAUUACUACCAGUAUUACCACAGUUAACUAAACAUUAUGUAGACAAAUCAGGUCUUUUGUGAUGGAUGUGCUGUCGCCUUUGGUUAUCAAAGCCACAGCACAGUUCUUACUCGCCUGAUGGAACAGACAAUAUUUUGUUGCACUGAUCAUUCAUAACUAUCAUUUGAAUAGCUAAAAAAAUAAUACACCCCAGGAUGUUUUCUGAAAAGGAUUUCAGGCUGGAUUCACAAUUAAAUCUGUGCUGAGACUCUCAAAGGUUGCAGGACACACCAAUUACUGUGACUGAACUGGGGAGAAAGUGUUUUACAUGUCAGUGUCUUUGGGCUUUGGAGCCCCAGUAGUUCAGGUGUCAAACUUAGAUAAAGCUACUAUAGAUUAAAAGAUACAUUUCAGUUUUUGUAUUUUGAUCAGAUGCACACAGAUGAAGUCUUUUGGCACAUGCACUUAUUUACCAGACAGCAUGGAGGGGAUCCAACAGUUUCUUCUAUGUACACUAGUGUUUGUGAAUACAUGCCAACUUUAGUAGUAUGGUCACCUAUACAAUAUUUGCUGCCAGAUGCCAAAUAUUUGUUGAACUUGUAUGUAUAAAUAUGAUGAUGACAGUGUCUCACAUAAGUAUUGCUGACUAGCUAACAACUGAUUAUAAGCUUAUAUUAAUGACUAACGUGUCACUGUUGUAUACAGGGUCUUGUAGCCUGAAAUAGAAGUGAAAAGAUGCUUUAGGCCACUUUAAUAUUACAGUAACAGUUGUCAAAAUGGGAAUUAGUUAUAUAUUGUUAUAAACCCUCACUGAUUAUUUGUCAGGGUGUGAAUUUUGUGCAGUGAAUAGGCUGCAGUUCUUCUAGUGAGGUUUGAUAAUGUGCCACUUUAAGUUGCAAGCAGAGAAUAUGACCCCUAUACUGCAGGUUAUGUUGUUUGAACUGUUAUUUCAAACACUGUGCAGUACACCAGAACUAAUUUAUUUCCGUAGACAGAAGCCUCCUUUUCUAAUGAGUACCUUAAGUUUCAGUUCACUCUGAUAAAUUAACAUAAUUCCUCACUUACCACCAGUGAGGUACAGAAAGGUUUGGUAUCUGUUGACUAAAGCACUCUGAAUAAUCUACAGUGUGGAUCACCCAGAAUAACCAACAAUGUUUCUGUAAAGUGAAGUUGCUGUAAAAUGUCUAUAAUGCAAUGUUUCAAUAUCAUGAGCUCGAUCGUUAGGGAGCGUGUCCACUGAAGCGUUUUUUCCUGAGGCCAGCAUAUUUUUUAAUUCUCUGUAUUUGGAGCGCUGCAUAUUUACACUAAAUAAAACAAAAACAAAAAACAAAAAAUGUUCAGCUUUGAGUAAAACACUGCACUUGUCACUGUCACUUUUUACCCAGCCAUUCCAUCAAAGUGGAGAAGGGACAAAUAUCACAAACCAACCGUCACAUUUUAUAUUUACAAGUGUUGAACAACAACAAUGGAGGAGAAAUGUGUUGAUAUACUGUAUAGUAAGUAAUAUGUGUCCUCUCAUGAACCCACAUUGACUAACAGGGUCCACCCUGUCUCUAUACGUGCUUCAGCCAGAGGCAACUACUCUAAUUUGCACCAGCAUUUUUACUUUGUCGAUAUUCUGUAUCAUAGCAAUGAGACGCAACCAAAGCGUCUCAGCUGAAAAAUGCUGCGCCUCCAAAGCGCUCUCAAUCGCUCCCAUCUGGGCAUUUCCUAAGGAGUGCCUGGCAUUUGCAGCUGAAAAAAGAACACUUUGGUGGACACGGAGCCUUAUUGUGUUCGAAAUCUGUAAGAAUCUCAAAACCUGGUUUGCUUAAACUAUCUGCAUUUUAGACACAGCUACAUGUAAGUGAGAACAUGUGUUUCAGUGCAACUUGGGUGAACUGACCAUUUAAUGUCCAAAAUGAAGUGUACAGUUGGAAAUUUGUGAACCACAGAACCUCAUUUAGAUUGUUAAAUUUAAGGUUUUGGGGGUGUGGGUGUGCUGCUGACGCCUAUUCAUUUUGCCUUUGUGGUCACUUUCACAUAAAUGCAGAGGAUAACAGGAACCACAGCAGCCUAACCCCUGUUUGUGUUUGCUUCUAUGCACUAAGAUGGAAAUGCCACCAAUCAAUAUACUAUUUUUGCUUGACUCGUCAGUUUGCAGCCCCGCACCUGGAUUAAUGAAGUUCUUUUGUACUGUAAUAUUUUGUAUAGAGAUCGGUCAUCAAUAUCUUUACCUUGAGAAAUGUCCUUCACUUUGGGUUGAGAAAUACAACUAGUGCCUUAGAUACCUAGAAGAAGAAAUUCAAGUGUUUUCUUAUUAUUUUUUACUUAUGGAUGUUUUGUUGCGCUGUGAGAUUUAUUUGUUGCCCUUUUGUUUUCUGCAUACUGUAUGUUAGGAGGACUCAGUAGUGCCAUAUUCACUUUUCUGACAGUUAAGGACGCAGUAUAUUUGCAAACCUAGAGGCAUUAAAACACACAAAAAGACAAAGCUUGAAUAAACUUUGAUGUAAAAUUAGUUAGAGCAUCUCUACUUCACAGGUAUCUGUCAGGGGUUUUUGUUUCUGUAGAAUCACUGUUGUUCAAAGAGGUGAAGAAUUACCUUCAGUCUCACAUCGUUAAUGAAACGCACCUUGUGGUCAUGUUUGUUUUUUGUAUAUACAGAAGAAAAAUGUAAGUUUCUGGAUGAAAAAAAAUAUUUAUGUCAGUGACAACAGUGGAGAAUUAUUUUGUCAAUUUUUUUUGAGAUACUUUAGUUCAAUAAAGCACCUUAGCA